UCCGCCGGCUCACGUGACCGUCUUUGGGCCAGCGCGAACCAUGGCCGGCAUGGUGGACUUCCAGGAUGAGGAGCAGGUCAAGUCCUUUUUGGAGAACAUGGAGGUGGAGUGCAACUACCACUGCUACCACGAGAAGGACCCGGACGGUUGCUAUCGGCUGGUGGACUAUUUGGAAGGGAUCCGGAAGAAUUUUGAUGAGGCUGCCAAGGUGUUGAAGUUUAACUGUGAAGAGAACCAGCACAGUGAUAGCUGCUACAAACUGGGGGCCUACUAUGUGACUGGAAAAGGUGGUCUCACCCAGGACCUGAAAGCUGCCGCCAGGUGCUUUUUGAUGGCGUGUGAGAAGCCUGGAAAGAAGUCAAUAGCAGCAUGUCACAACGUUGGCCUCCUGGCACAUGAUGGACAGGUUAAUGAGGAUGGCCAGCCUGACCUGGGAAAGGCCAGGGACUACUACACAAGGGCCUGUGAUGGUGGCUAUACUUCCAGUUGCUUCAACCUCAGUGCCAUGUUCCUGCAGGGUGCCCCAGGCUUUCCCAAGGACAUGGACCUGGCAUGUAAAUACUCCAUGAAAGCCUGUGACCUGGGUCAUAUCUGGGCCUGUGCCAAUGCCAGUCGCAUGUACAAGCUGGGGGAUGGUGUUGAUAAGGAUGAGGCCAAGGCCGAGGUGCUAAAAAAUCGAGCCCAGCAGCUACACAAAGAACAGCAGAAAGGUGUCCAACCCUUAACAUUUGGGUAAUGUGGUCCACCCUCCCUCCCAGGCAACAAACUGCUUGAGGCUGGCAGCUCCUGUUUCUGAAGACUGAUGCAGCCCUUGAAGGUCAACCUGCUGGAGCAAAAAAACUUGGGACUUGAAUUUGUAGCUCCAUUUACAUGGAUCCAUUGCCCCAGCUACUGGAAUAUAGCCUACAAUGUUUAUUUCAGUCAAUAUUCCUUUAUCUGGGUGUUCUGUACAAUGUUUAUUACAGUCAAUAUUCCUUCAUCUGGAUGUUCUGUGAAGAUAGCCAUGUUUAUGGGGGUCUUAGUUUUCAAACUCUGGCAACUCUGUGAAAAAUAGGAGCAAACUAGAGAGCCCUGGAGAUUGGUGGUAGGGAAGGGAGGAUAGCAGGAAGUUUGAAAAAUUAGCAGCCCCGGGGCCUAAAGGAAUCAGCUAUCAUCAUUUUCAUCAUUAUUAUUUUGGUUAGGAUGGCUUGAAAAUCAGAACGUAUCUUGGUUUACGUAAUUGAGGUCUUAACUAAGAACAGUUAAAUAGUCACAACUACCACCCUCUGACUUACAUAAUCAUUGGUGUGGGCUUCGUUUUGCCUUUAGAGUCACAUCUUUGAGUAAAUUCACAGAGAUCAAGAGGGACGUGCAACAUACAGCUUAAAGGCUGUUAUGCUUCAGGGUUGCUGAAGAAGAUGAAACAUCAGCCUGCCAUCGUCUAGAAGAGACAUUGGCAGUUAAAAAUUAGCACCUCCAGUGUAGUCGCCUGGCACUGCCCAUCAUGCUGAGGGAGCAGAUUCUUCCCAAGGCAGCUUCAGCUAGGAGUUUGUAAGCAAGGAUUUUGUGACACAUUUGUCCCCUGGAACUGAGCCUUUUUAACUGUCCCUGUGAAUGAACAAUUUUGAGUGACCUACGGUUUGUGUUAAUUAGUGUUCUUUCCAGAUUCCAGGUACCGUAGAGAGUAUGUUCUUUGUGGUGGUUGUGCCUUUUAAGAACAUUUGUGGCCGGGCACGGUGGCUCACGCCUGUAACCCCAGCACUUUGGGUGGCCAAGGGGGGCGGAUCACGAGAUCAGGAGAUCAAGACCAUCCUGGCUAACACGGGGAAACCCCGUCUCUACUAAAAAAUACAAAAAAUUAGCCGGGUGUGGUGGCAGGCGCCUGUAGUCCCAGCUACUGGGGAGGCUGAGGCAGGAGAAUUGCUUGAACCCGGGAGGCGGAGCUUGCAGUGAGCUGAGAUCGCGCCACUGCACUCCAGCCUGGGCGACAGAGUGAGACUCCGUCUCAAAAAAAAAAAAAAAAAAAAAAAAAAUUUGCUUUUUCUGUUAUCUCCCCAGCUUGUCACCAGGGGGCGAGCUUGCCAUUUCCCUGCUGGUAACAAUACCAUUCUGUGUCACCAUCUACUGUUUUAGGCUUCCGU
Molecule: messenger RNA, 2120 nt
Organism: Pan troglodytes (chimpanzee)
Lineage: Eukaryota; Metazoa; Chordata; Mammalia; Primates; Hominidae
Gene: COA7
Product: cytochrome c oxidase assembly factor 7
Exons: 3
Coding region: 41-736 (231 amino acids)
Cellular component (GO): mitochondrial intermembrane space
Molecular function (GO): protein binding
Source: RefSeq, marked provisional